AUGCCGGACCAGCCGACCUCGGUGGCCACGGUGGUGGCGCGCUUCCUGCGCGACCACGGGGUCGACCGGGUCUUCGGCCUGCAGGGCGGACACAUCCAGCCGAUCUGGGACCAGCUGGCCCGGCUCGGCGUACGGAUCGUCGACGUCCGCGACGAGGGGUCCGCCGUGCACAUGGCGCACGCGCACACCGAGCUGACGGGGCAGACCGCCGUCGCGAUGGUCACCGCCGGGCCCGGGGUGACCAACACCGUCACGGCGGUCGCCAACGCCUCGGUCUCGCGGAUCCCGCUCCUGGUCAUCGGUGGCUGCCCGCCGAUCCCGCAGUCGAACAUGGGCCCGCUGCAGGACAUCCCGCACACCGCGAUCCUCGAGCCGAUCACGCGCCUGGCCCGCACGCUGCGCAGCGCCGACCAGGUGCUGCGCGAGUUCGACGAGGCCUGGGCGCGAGCGUCGGGCGACCGCGGCGAGCCGGGCCCGGUCUACCUCGAGAUCCCCACCGACGUGCUGCGCCGCGACGUCCCGCCCGCCCUGGUGAUCGACGAGCACCUGCGCGCCAAGCCCCGCAGGCGUCCCCAGCCCCACCCCGACGACGUGGCCGCGGUCGCCGACCUGAUCCGCGGCGCGUCGAAGCCGGCCGUGAUCAGCGGCCGGGGGGCCCGCACCACCGAUGGCACCGAGCUCGUGCGGCUGCUCGACGCGAGCGGCGCGGCGUACCUCGACACCCAGGAGAGCCGGGGGCUCGUCCCCGACACCCACCCCGCGGCCGUCGGCUCGGCGCGGUCGGCGGUCAUGCGCGACACCGACCUGCUGAUCACGGUGGGCCGUCAGCUCGACUAUCAGCUCGGCAUGGGCUCGCCGGCGGUGUUCCCGCACGCCCGCGUCGUCCGCAUCGCCGACACCGCGAGCGAGCUGAUCGACAACCGGCGCGGCGAGGUCGAGAUCCUCGCCGAGACGGGGGCCGCGCUCGGGGCGGUCGCCGACGCGCUCAAGGACCACACGCCCGACACGACGUGGCGCGACGAGCUCAAGGCCAAGCACACCGACCGGGCGAAGCGGUACCGCGAGGGCCUGCACACCACCGAGAACGGCUCCGACGGUCGCAUCCACCCCAACCGCAUCUUCGGGGCGCUCGACGCACUCGACGGCGACGCUCUCGACCUCGGCGAGACGAUCAUGAUCGCCGACGGCGGCGACCUGCUCUCGUUCGCCCGUCUCGGUAUCACCCGCUGCGCGCGCUACCUCGACGCCGGUGCCUUCGGCUGCCUCGGCGUCGCCACCCCGUUCGCGAUCGCGGCGUCGCUCGCGCACCCCGAGCGGCCCGUGAUCGCGGUGACCGGCGACGGCGCCUUCGGCAUCACCGCCACCGAGAUCGACACCGCCGUG
This is a messenger RNA of Theobroma umbraticum, 1383 nucleotides long. Lineage: Eukaryota; Viridiplantae; Streptophyta; Magnoliopsida; Malvales; Malvaceae. The record is from RefSeq and is a predicted model, not a curated record.